GGCGGCGGAGCGCGGGGCGCUAGCGGCAGGUCCAGCUGCCGCCGACUAUGCCCGAGCCCACCUCCGGGCAGCCGCCGCGCGCCGCCCGGCCCCCGGCUGGGGACGAUGCCAGACGCCCGGGAGAGGCCAGGGCAGCGGCUGUGGCGCGAUGGUAGUGACAAGCUCUGCCCGAGGCGGCGGCGGGGACCGCGCGCCCUCCAGGCGGCGGGGCUGCGGACUUUCGGCGCCCGGGGCCGCGGCGCUGCUGGCCGGGGCGAGCUGCCUGUGCUACGGCCGCUCCCUGCAGGGCGAGUUCGUGCACGACGACGUGUGGGCGAUCGUCAACAACCCCGACGUGCGGCCCGGAGCCCCGCUGCGCUGGGGCAUCUUCUCCAACGACUUCUGGGGCAAGGGCAUGGCCGAGAACACCAGCCACAAGUCCUACCGGCCGCUCUGCGUCCUCACCUUCAAGCUAAACAUCUUUUUGACUGGCAUGAACCCAUUCUACUUUCACGCAGUAAAUGUCAUUUUACACUGCCUAGUGACCCUUGUGCUGAUGUACACCUGUGACAAAACUGUCUUCAAGAAUCGUGGACUUGCUUUCAUUACGGCAUUGCUUUUUGCUGUGCAUCCUGUUCACACAGAAGCGGUGGCCGGAAUUGUUGGCAGAGCUGACGUGUUGGCAUGCUUGCUGUUUCUGUUAGCCUUUCUCUCCUACAGUAGGAGUGUGGACCAGUGUUGUGUUGGGGAAUGCUUCCCUCCCAGGGCUUCUCCCUUCUUCCUGCUACUCAGUCUGUUUCUGGGGACCUGCGCGAUGCUGGUGAAAGAGACAGGCAUCACGGUGUUCGGCGUGUGCUUGGUUUAUGAUCUCUUUUCUUUAUCCCACAAUCAUGAUAAAUCGAGCAAUGGGGUCGUCCGUCAGCGCAGCCCACAGCGGCCCGGGAGCUCCCUGCCCACCGCACCGCCGGCGCACCCUCUCCGGGAGAACGGGAAGCAGCAGCGGUUCCCUCACAAAGGAGCUUGGGGUGGCUGCCGCACUCCAUUGCCACCUGAACGCAAGAGCAGUGGGUUCCCUGUGUCUCCUCGAGCUGUGUGGUCCUUGAUGAGGUACUGGGCUGUGCUCCUCGACCUUGCGUGUUUUCACCCUCCAGCAUCACCUGUUGCAGGGGGAACGCUGGAGAAGUGA
This is a messenger RNA of Physeter macrocephalus (sperm whale), 1165 nucleotides long. RefSeq names its product protein O-mannosyl-transferase TMTC1-like. Bases 149 to 1165 code for a protein of 338 amino acids. Lineage: Eukaryota; Metazoa; Chordata; Mammalia; Artiodactyla; Physeteridae. The transcript has 5 exons. The record is from RefSeq and is a predicted model, not a curated record. Gene Ontology annotation, molecular function: mannosyltransferase activity. Gene Ontology annotation, biological process: protein O-linked glycosylation via mannose.